This is a messenger RNA of Rubroshorea leprosula, 725 nucleotides long. NCBI's taxonomy places the organism in Eukaryota, Viridiplantae, Streptophyta, Magnoliopsida, Malvales, Dipterocarpaceae. The record is from the annotation of a GenBank genome assembly.
GUUUCCUUAUUCGUUAGGUUUAGAUGUGGAUCUGCUUUUUGAUGAUGUGGCUUCUUUCUUACACAUGUGGACACCAUGUGUGCAAUGGGGUCCACUGCACGAGAUUUUUCCCACUUGUCCCCGCAUCCCCACAAAAAAAAAAAAAUUUAGAACAGGAGCUCUGGGUUUCAAAACUCGGAACUAGGUUCCCGAACCCAGAGCUGGGUUCCUCGGGAGGAACCCAGAUCGGGUUCGAGCUGGGUUCCUCAGGAGGAACCAUUGAGAAACCCAACUCUGGGUUCCUCGUCGUGAGGAACCCAGAUUGGGGUCCUCACAACCCAACUCUGGGUUCGGCGAGGAACCCAGAGGGUUCGAGCUGGGUUCCUCCGAAGGAACCUGACUCUGGGUUCCUCGUCGUGAGGAACCCAGAUCGAGUUCGAGCUGAGUUCCUCCGGAGGAACCCGAUAUGGGUUCCUCAGGAAGAACCCAUGAGAAACCCGACUCUGGGUUCCUCGUCGUGAGGAACCCAGAUCGGGUUCCUCAUAACCCAACUCUGGGUUCGGCGAGGAACCCAAAUCGGGUUCCUCACAAGGAACCCAGAGGUUUCGAGCUGAGUUCCUCCGGAGGAACCCAUGAGGAACCCGACUCUGGGUUCCUUGUGAGGAACCCAGCUCUGGGUUCCGAAACCUAGAGCUCUUGUUCUAAAUUUUUUUAUUUUUUUAUUUAAAUAAACCACAUCAUCAAAA